Otolemur garnettii (small-eared galago) is the source of this 5600-nucleotide messenger RNA. RefSeq names its product ATPase family, AAA domain containing 5 (gene ATAD5). Gene Ontology annotation, molecular function: DNA clamp unloader activity; ATP binding; ATP hydrolysis activity. The coding region runs from base 85 to 5502 and encodes 1805 amino acids. The record is from RefSeq and is a predicted model, not a curated record. Gene Ontology annotation, cellular component: nucleus. The transcript has 23 exons. Lineage: Eukaryota; Metazoa; Chordata; Mammalia; Primates; Galagidae.
UCCUGCAGGAGCGAACUGCCUCCAUGGCCUCCAAGAAAGCCAGCCCGGACCGCGCAAGGUCCUAGGAGCCGGGAAGCAAGGAGCAUGGUGGGGGUCCUAGCCAUGGCGGCUGCAGCUGCUACCCCUCCCAUGAAGGACUACGAGAUCGAGCCAUGCAAAAAGCGAAGGAAAGAUGGUGACAGAUCUUCAUGCAAAACAAUUACAAAAUAUUUAUCACCAGUAGGGAAGACUGGAGACAGAGUUUUCACUUCACCAAAACCCAGUAAUAUUCUGGAUUAUUUUAGAAAGACUUCACUCACAAAUGAGAAGACACAGUCAACAAGAGGAUAUAAGACAAAGUCAUCUACAUCAUUGUCCAUUGACAGUAGCAAAGACUGUAAGGCACCUUUGGAAAUAUUCUCAAAUAAAGAUCUUAAGAAGAAAGGAAAGAGGGUUAAUUUAUCUCAUCGACUAAAUAAUAUUAAAACUGCAAGUGAAUCUCCCAUUGAAAUUAAUGAUGAUGAUAGACAAGAAUACUCUAGCUUAAGUAGUGAUUUUGAGGAAAGUAGUACUUCUGUUUCACUUUAUAAGAAACACGUGGAGGUACUUGCAGAGAGCAUUCAGGAUAUAAAAAAUCAGUCAAGUACCCUGACCUCCAAGAAAGAUUCUAAAAAAGUAAAUCCUCGACAAGGGACCACAAAAAAUGAUUGCAAAAAGUUGAGAAAAAGGAAGAACAGAGAUGUAAUAGAUCUAUCUGAAAGUUUACCCUUGGCGGAAGAUGUAAAUAUGCGUACAAAAGAUGGUAGAGAUAGUAAACAGAUAAUGCCUUUCCUAACUGAUGGAAUUGAGGCUCGUACAAAUGAUGUAAACUCUAGAAAUACGGUAACUAAAAUAGCCCAGCUAAAUGAUGCUACAAUAACUGUCUCAUACGAGGAGUUUUUAAAAAGUCACAAGGAAAAUAAAGGGGAACAGAUACCAGACUCCACAGUGUCCAUUUGUGUUCCCUCUGAAACUGUUGAUGAGAUAGUCAAAAGUGGUUAUAUAAAUGAUCCAGAAAACUAUGAAAUUUCCCACCAGGUACGCUUUAAGACAGUUACUGUUCUUGCACAAGUUCACCCUCUUCCUCCCAAAAAGAGUGGGAGAAUACCCCGAAUUUUCUUGAAACAAAAGAAAUUUGAAACGGAAAAUAGUCUAUCCGAUCCUGAGAAUGAACAGACGAUUCAGAAAAGAAAAUCUAAUGUUGUCAUACAGGAAGAAGAAUUAGAAUUGGCUGUGUUGGAAGCUGGAAGUUCUGAAGCCGGGAAACCAAAAUGCACUCUCGAAGAAAGACAGCAGUUUAUGAAAGCAUUUAGGCAGCCAGCAUCAGAUGUCCUUAAAAGUGGAGUUAAAAAGUCUUCUGAUAAACAGAAAGACCUUCAUGAAAAAUCUCUGAAUGAGGGAGGAAGAGAAAAUUCUAAAAAAAUCAUGGAAAAUCCUAGUAUGCAAAUGGUUUUAAAUAAUGACAAUUCACAAUCACGCACUGAUAAAGGAGCUUUUCCUAAGUUGAAAAGUAAAAAGCUAAAGAAAAAGGGUAAGAAAACAUUAGAUACUGGAACUAUUCCAGCUGAAAACAGAGAGAGAAACACUCGAAAGAAAGAAACCACCUUUUCCGUAAAAGAUAAACAAAAUCAAAAUAGGCUUAGAAUGAGUUUAAGACAAAAGAAAACAGAAGUCUUCAAAAGCAGCACUUUAUUUAACAGCCGAAGUCUUGUUUGUGUAGCAAAUGAUGACCCUGUAAAGAUUUCCCAUUUAUGUAACAACAAUAAAUCAUCAAGAAAAACUAGCACACCAGUUAAAGAUGAUAGGGUUAUGCAUUCUAAAGCUGAACCUGAAGACAGCUUGGUAAUUGUUUCUACGCCCAAAUCAGCCAGAAGAUCUAUAAGAAGUAGAAGCAUGCCUGCAAUCAUAACCAUUAGUGAUACCGAUUCUGAAGAUGCACAAGAUAAUGCAGUAAAGGCUUCCACUCCAAAAGCAGCCAGCUUAUCAGAAAAGCAUAGCUUAUAUACAGCGGAAUUAAUAACAGUACCCUCUGAUUCAGAGAGCCCUAUUAGAAUGAAAUUCACCAGAAUCAGUACUCCCAAAAAGUCUAAGAAAAAAUCUAAGAAAAGAUCUAAGAAAUCUGAAGCAACUGAAGAAGAUUUCACUUCUCCAGCUAGAAAGGCAAGCAAUGCUUCAAAAAAUAUAUCAAAAGCAAAACAAUUGGUUGAAAAAGCAAAAACUUUACACAUCAGUAGGUCAAAGGCACCUGAAGAAGUAGUGAAACCUUUAAGGCGUUCCUCUAGACAUCAGACACUUCCUGAAAGGCAGAAAUUCUCAGAAGUAGAAGACUCUGUAAUAAUAGUAGGUUCAAGUCAUACUUCUUUAAGGCAUCCAGAGAAAAAUCAGAAGAAACUUCAGUGUUUGAAUGAUGUGCUAGGGAAAAAACUUAGCAAGUCCACUAAAAAUGUACCAGGAAAAGUGAAAGUUGCUCCUUUAUUUCUUGCCAGAAAGGAACAAAAACCAGUUGAUCCUAUCCUUGGUUUUGAUGAAAGAAGUCAAGAUACAUCUGAAAAAUCUCAGGAUUGUGACAUACAAUUUAAAGCAAAACGUGACUUCCUAAUGAGUGGUUUGCCAGAUUUGUUGAAACGACAGAUUGCAAAGAAAGCUGCUGCAUUGGAUGUGUACAGUGCAGUGAGUGCCAGUUUCCAGAGAGUUGUUCAUGUGCAGCAAAAGGAUGAUGGCUCUGUGCCUUUUAUGAGGACAAGGAAGGAUUUUUCUGAAGAAGUAAGAAAUCUUUUGCUGGAGGAAAUUAAGUUUUCAAAUCCUGAAUUUUCUUUAAAAAAGUAUUUUCCAUUGCUUCUGAAAAAACAGAGUGAGCACCAGCUACUUUCUGAGUGCCAUGGAAGACAAGAAAGUCUACAAUUAGAGCCUGAUGUCAAUCAAAAAGAAACCAAAAGGAAACGACUAGAAAUAGAAAAUCGUAAGUCAAAAAGAAAGAAACCAAAUGAAUAUUCAGAAAAUCCAGAAAAGAUAAAUGGGAAGCCAAAAGAACUUGACAAAAGAAAUAGCUCUUCUGGAAUCAAGAUCGAUGCUUCCAAAGAUUCUGGAACUGAAGACAUGCUCUGGACAGAAAAAUAUCAACCUCAGACUGCCAGUGAACUCAUAGGCAAUGAGUUAGCUAUAAAAAAGUUACAUAGUUGGUUAAAAGACUGGAAAAGAAGAGCUGAAUUAGAAGAAAGACAAAAUUUGAAGGGAAAAAGAGAUGAAAAACAGGAAGAUUUGUCAGCUAGCAUAGACUUUAAAGGCGGGUCAGAUGAUGAAGAAGAGAGUCGUCUUUGCAAUACUGUUCUCAUAACGGGGCCAACAGGAGUGGGAAAGACUGCUGCAGUGUACGCUUGUGCUCAGGAGCUGGGAUUUAAGAUAUUUGAAGUGAAUGCCUCUUCCCAGCGCAGUGGUAGACAAAUUCUGUCUCAGCUGAAGGAAGCUACUCAGUCUCAUCAAGUAGACAAGCAAGGUGUAAACUCACAAAAACCCUGUUUUUUUAAUAGCUACAACAUGGGCAAGUCACCAAAAAAAUUAAACUCCCCUAAGAAAGUUGUUACAUCACCAAGAAAACUACAUCCACCAUCACCAAGAAGUACUGGACCAAAGCGUGCACUUCCCCCUAAAACAUUGGCAAAUUAUUUUACAGUAUCUUCCAAACCAAAAAAUAAUGAAGAAACAGCAGCACUUCUAGCAAAUAAUAAAGGAAUCAAAAAUUCUUUUGAACAAAAACAAAUUGCUAAGACUAAAUCUACAAAUGCAACUAAGUCAAAUGUCAAAGAAUUUGGAGCCGAGGAACCUGGCAGGAAAAAUGCAACAUCUCUCAUUCUUUUUGAGGAGGUUGAUGUAAUUUUUGAUGAAGAUGCUGGGUUUUUGAAUGCAAUCAAAACGUUCAUGGCAACGACUAAACGACCUGUAAUCCUUACUACAAGUGAUCCAACAUUUAGUUUAAUGUUUGACGGUUGCUUUGAAGAAAUCAAUUUCAGUGCUCCUUCCCUGCUGAAUGUUGCCAGCUACCUACAAAUGAUCUGCUUAACCGAGAAUUUUAGAACUGAUAUAAAAGACUUUGUAACCUUGUUAACUGCAAAUGCUUGUGAUAUAAGAAAAAGUAUCCUCUACUUACAAUUCUGGAUUAAAAGUGGAGGUGGAUUUUUAGAAGAAAGGCCAUUGACACUCUGCCGCGGAAAUAGCAGAAAUGUACAGCUAGUUUGUGCUGAAGAUGGUCCUGAUUCCAAAAAUAACCUUAAAAAUACUAAAAAGAGUCGUGCAAUUGUCCCCAGAUGUGACACUGGCUGUGUGGAGACAUACUUCGGCCUUAAGAACAUUUUUUCCCCUUCUGAAGACUUAUUUUCAUUUUUAAAGCACAAAAUCACAACAAAAGAAGAAUGGCGUAAACUCAUUCAGCUUCUUACAGAAUUCCAAAUGCAGAACGUGGAGUUUUUAUAUAGUAAUCUUGAAUUCAUUCUACCAUUACCAGUUGACAUCAUUCCAGAAACGGAAAACCUUUGUGGCUCCUCAGUAACCAUGGAUGCCAGUGCAGCAACAAAAAGUACGAAAUGUCUUUCUGGGAAACAUUCUGGAGAGCAGCCAUCAAAAAAGUCAAAAAAAAAGAAAAGGAAAAAGAUGGUGAUAUUAGAUGAUAGUGACUUAUUUGACACUGAAUUGAGCUUUCCUGAGGAAUGUGUUAGCCUCUCCCCUGUGUCAUCUUCCUCAAAGUCAGAAGAAAGCAAAGCCAGAGGCAAAGAAAGCAACCCAGAGACCAAGAAACUAAACAAAUGUUUAGAGUCUAACCCUGCCUCUAUUUCUCAUCCUCCUAAAACACCAGCAGAAAAAAAAUGUUCUUCCCUUGUUUCUCAUUGUUUAAAUUCUCUCACUGAGUUCAUGGAUAACAUGUCCUUCUUAGAUGCCCUUUUAACUGAUGUAAGGGAACACAAGGAAUUUGGUAAAAACGACUUUAGUUGGACAAAUGCAAAGGUUAAAAGUGGACUUUGUGAUGAGUUUAGUCUCGAGAGUAAUGAUGGAUGGACUUCUCAAAGCUCUGGAGAAUUCAAGGCAGCUGCAGAAGCUCUCAGCUUUACUAGAUGUUCUUCUACUAUUUCAAAAGCAUUGGAAACUUCUUUGAAUUCUUGCAAGAAAUUAGGAAGAGAUCCAACCAACGAUCUUACUUUUUACGUUUCACAAAAGCGCAAGAAUGUAUACUUUAGUCAGUCAGCAGCUAAUUUAGACAGCGCUUGGAAGAGGAUAGCAGUCAUUAAAAGUGUAUUUUCUAGUCGAUCUCUUGUGAACCUGGGUAAUAGACAAGCUAGUAUAAUAGAAUACCUGCCAACUCUUCGAAACAUUUGUAGAUCUGAGAAGCUAAAAGAACAAGGAAAAAGUAAAAGAAGGUUCCUGCACUAUUUUGAAGGAAUUCAUCUUGACAUCCCAAAAGAGACUGUGAAUACUUUGGCAGCUGACUUCCCUUAGUAUUCUACAGAGAUGCCUUGUACAAAUUACUGUCCUUAAGAAGCUUUUUUAUAUUAUGUUGAUUUUCAUGGAAAGGUUUCUCUUAAUGUACAUUUAAA